AUGGCGGCGGCCGGGAAACGGCGCUGCCCCGGGAACCCGCACUGCCCCGGGAACCGGCACUGCCCCGGGAUCGGCGCUGCCCGGGGAAACGGUACUGACCCGGGAACCCGCACUGCCCCGGGAAUGGGCACUGCCCCGGGAUCGGCACUGCCCCGGGAACCCGCACUGCCCCGGGAAACGGCGCUGCCCCGGGAACCCGCACUGCCCCGGGAUCGGCACUGCCCCGGGAUCGGCACUGCCCCGGGAAACGGCGCUGCCCCGGGAAACGGCGCUGCCCCGGGAACCCGCACUGCCCCGGGAACCCGCACUGCCCCGGGAUCGGCACUGCCCCGGGAUCGGCACUGCCCCGGGAUCGGCACUGGCCCGGGAAACGGCGCUGCCCGGGAAUGGGCACUGCUCUGGGAACCGGUACUGCCCCGGGGAUCGGCACUGCCCCGGGAUCGGCACUGCCCCGGGAAUGGGUACUGCCCGGGAAACGGCGCUGCCCGGGGAUCGGCACUGCACCGGGAUCGGCACUGCCCGGGAAACGGCACUGCCCGGGAACCGGUACUGCCCGGGAAUGGGCACUGA
Messenger RNA from Colius striatus (speckled mousebird), 570 nucleotides. Its product is annotated as mucin-1-like. The record is from RefSeq and is a predicted model, not a curated record. Bases 1 to 570 code for a protein of 189 amino acids. Lineage: Eukaryota; Metazoa; Chordata; Aves; Coliiformes; Coliidae. The transcript has a single exon.